AUGAACCUUCCGGUUUCCGAAUCUCCGAGGGGACCGACUAAUCCGGAAUCGAGCCGGGUAGGACCACAAGGGCGGCAAAGCUCUACCUCAAGAGUUUUAACACAGCUGCAUUCCCAGGGCUCGAACUCGAGACCUCUGAUAAUGGAGAUAGAUUCGUCCCCUAUUGGUCGGUGUUCUAAGGAACACCAGAACACCUACCAAAGUUGGUUUUCUGUCGCUGAUUCAGAUGGAGAUGGCCGUAUCACCGGCCCCGAUGCUAUCAAGUUCUUUUCCAUGUCUAACUUGUCUCGUCAAGAUCUCAAACAGGUGUGGGCAGUUGCUGAUUCAAGGAGGCAAGGUUUCCUUGGAUUAAAAGAGUUCAUUACGGCAAUGCAGUUAGUCUCUUUGGCACAAGCUGGCUAUACUAUCACCAGUGAUUUUUCAGCCUAUGAUGUAUUGGAAAGCAGUUGUGACAUGGUUUUCUUACAUAAAUCAUCAGGAGUUGACUUUGGUGACCUGCAACUUCCAAUCAUGGAGGGUUUGGAUGCACUCCUAGCUAAGAAAAGGCGCUCAUCUGGUUCACCUGAAAAUAAUGGAAAUUCUCAAACGCAAUCUUCACCAGCAGCUGGUUGGUUUUCUUCCACCAAAUCGGCAAAGAAGGUAUCUUUGAACUCUGUAACAUCGGUUGUUGAUGGGUUGAAGAAGUUGUAUGUUCAGAAGUUGAAGCCCCUGGAAGUAACCUAUCGGUUUAACGAUUUUGUUUCUCCAUUACUGGGCAAUAGUGAUUUCGAUGCUAAACCUAUGGUGAUGUUACUGGGUCAAUACUCAACCGGGAAGACGACAUUUAUCAAACAUUUGCUCAGAUCAAGUUACCCAGGUGCUCACAUUGGACCAGAGCCUACCACCGACAGAUUUGUUGUUGUGAUGAAUGGACCUGACGAGAGAAGCAUCCCAGGGAACACCGUUGCUGUUCAUGCAGAUAUGCCUUUCAGUGGUCUGACUACUUUUGGAAGUGCAUUUCUGUCCAAAUUUGAGUGUUCACAAAUGCCGCAUCCUCUGCUGGAGCAUAUUACAUUUGUUGACACUCCUGGAGUUUUGUCUGGAGAAAAGCAGCGCACACAAAGAAGUUAUGACUUCACCGGUGUCACAUCUUGGUUUGCAGCGAAAUGCGAUCUCAUCCUGCUUCUGUUUGAUCCUCACAAACUUGAUAUAAGUGAUGAAUUUAAAAGAGUCAUUGGAUCUUUACGAGGUCAUGAUGAUAAAAUUCGUGUGGUGUUGAACAAGGCUGAUCAAGUUGAUACACAACAACUGAUGCGGGUUUAUGGAGCAUUGAUGUGGUCCCUUGGGAAAGUGCUAAAUACUCCUGAAGUUAACCGUGUAUAUAUUGGCUCAUUUAAUGACAAGCCUAUAAAUGAGGCUGCUGCGGGUCCUAUUGGCAGAGAGCUUUUUGAGAAAGAACAAGAUGACCUUCUCUCUGAUUUGAAAGACAUACCAAAGAAGGCCUGUGAUCGUCGUAUAAAUGAAUUUGUAAAACGUGCUAGGGCUGCUAAGAUACAUGCUUACAUUAUCAGUCAUCUUAAAAAAGAGAUGCCUGCAAUGAUGGGCAAAGCUAAGACACAGCAGAGACUCAUUGAUAACCUCCCUGAUGAAUUUGCCAAGGUUCAGAGGGAAUAUCAUCUCCCUGCAGGUGAUUUCCCAAAUGCCGAGCACUUUAGGGAGGUUUUAAGUGGGUACAGCAUAGAUAAGUUUGAGAAGCUGAAACCUAAAAUGAUACAAUCGGUUGAUGACAUGCUCGGCUAUGACAUCCCUGAACUCUUGAAGAAUUUUCGCAAUCCUUACGAUUAGGAUAUAUGUGUCUGCAUUCUUGAUGGAUCAUUUUCUGUGAUCUCGAAAUAUUAUUAUUUGUUUUUUUUUUUUUUCAGUUGGAAGGGGCAUGAUCUUUGUGGUGUCCUCAUAUCUUGGCAAGCUGCUUGUAAAAGUUGAAUAAUUUUGUCUUUGUUGUAAUUAUUGGAUUGGACAAAUCUAAUCAAUAAUCAGAUAUGUUUCUUAGUUGGGUACAUAUAUGGCAGAAAAACUCUACUUGACUAACAUUUGUUUUUUCUUCGAAAGAUAGAACUAUAUAUAUACA
Striga asiatica is the source of this 2107-nucleotide messenger RNA. Lineage: Eukaryota; Viridiplantae; Streptophyta; Magnoliopsida; Lamiales; Orobanchaceae. The record is from the annotation of a GenBank genome assembly.